Molecule: messenger RNA, 345 nt
Organism: Strongyloides ratti
Lineage: Eukaryota; Metazoa; Nematoda; Chromadorea; Rhabditida; Strongyloididae
Product: ShKT domain-containing protein
Exons: 1
Coding region: 1-345 (114 amino acids)
Source: RefSeq, a predicted model, not a curated record
AUGUUUACUAUUCACUUUAUAAUUAAUUUUUUAAUAAUUUUUGCUUUUUCUAUAAUUGCUACUAUUAAUAUAACUAUUGAAACUUCAACUUUAACAACUAGUACAAUAAAUGACAAUAAUAAUACUGAUACUAUAAAUAAUCUUUCUUCCAGUACUAUCAAUUCUAAUACAACUUUAAUAGGGGAACAAAAUGUUACAAAGACAACAACAACAUACUUAGAAAAAUGUGAAGAUACUACUUUUAAAAAUGGAUUAACUUGUGAUUCUAUAAAACAAUUAUGUGAAAACAUAGAAUACAAAGAAGUCAUGAAGAGAAAAUGUCCAAAAACUUGUGGUAUAUGCUAA